AUGGCAGUAGAGGACGAACAAGCAAAGUGUCCAGUGGAUUUUACAACUGGAUCUACAUGGAUAUCCAAACUAAUCUGGAAACCCAAAAAGGGAUCUGAAGUUCCUCUACAGCGAACAAAUUUUAACCCGGAUAAUGAACCAUUUUCCAAUCAAGAUCAACCAGUUUGUCCCGUUGAUCACAAAAGUCGACAGGCCUGGCUAGAUAAAGUCUCAGUUAACGUUAUCACUACAGAUGCAAUUGAAGAAACCCCUAUUUCAAGCAAGACAUGCGAUUCGUCAGCUAUAAACAAUACCUUGCAAGACACCACAAUUUCCAAUGUCGAUUUACCUACAGAGAGAGAGAUUAGUUCUAUACCUAGGACCGCGUCAAAUAUGAACUGGAUAUACCCUAGUCAAAAACAAUUUUUUGAAGCAAUGCAGCGUAAAAACUGGAAUCCUGAGUCUCAGGAUAUGAAAGUUAUUGUGCCCAUUCACAAUCUCGUGAAUGAACGUGCAUGGAAACAUAUAAUGAUGUGGGAAAGUCCAAAUUGUGACAAGGCUAUGAAAGAAUGCGGAGGCAUAACGUUGACUUCAUUCAAGGGGGACUCUAAAAGAUUGACUCCAAGAGCCUGGUUCAAACUGAAAAUUGCCGGUCAAGAGCCGCCAUUCGACAGACAUGACUGGACAAUAAACAGGUGUGGCGUCGAAGUAGAGUAUGUCAUUGACUUUUAUAAUGGAGAGAAUAACCAAGUAUGGCUUGAUGUUAGGCCCAAGCUAAAUAGCCUCGAGGGCUGCAAAUUGCGGAUAUUAAGAGCAAUAGCGCCAAAAACAAACUAA
Messenger RNA from Lodderomyces oxycetoniae, 816 nucleotides. RefSeq names its product cytochrome c1 heme lyase (gene CYT2). Lineage: Eukaryota; Fungi; Ascomycota; Pichiomycetes; Serinales; Debaryomycetaceae. The transcript has a single exon. Bases 1 to 816 code for a protein of 271 amino acids. Gene Ontology annotation, cellular component: mitochondrion. The record is from RefSeq and is a predicted model, not a curated record. Gene Ontology annotation, molecular function: holocytochrome-c synthase activity. Gene Ontology annotation, biological process: cytochrome c-heme linkage.